Molecule: messenger RNA, 627 nt
Organism: Penicillium pulvis
Lineage: Eukaryota; Fungi; Ascomycota; Eurotiomycetes; Eurotiales; Aspergillaceae
Exons: 2
Coding region: 1-627 (208 amino acids)
Source: RefSeq, a predicted model, not a curated record
AUGGAUGUGUCAGCUCCAAUCAACGAGGCUGACGAGGUUGAAAUUAAAGAAGCCAAAUUCGACGAUGCUGCUCUCAAUUUCUCCAUCGGCACAGUCUCCAGCACAGUACUGCAAGGACUUUUAAGGUCCAUUUGCGAGACUAUCCCAAAAGCAAAAAAUAUGGCCAUAGAGCAUCUACUUGUCACAAAGACCAAAGUUCCAAAUCCGCCAAACUCAAAAUGGGACCAGGAUACCAACAAAGACAUCGAAAUUUCGGACCAAGAACUUGGGCGCAGGAGGCCUAGGUAUUCACAGUGCGAGAACUGCAAAAAUGAGUUUGAUACUCUCGAAAACACCCCAACAGCCUGCCGUUAUCACACUGAGGAAGCGUGUGCGGAUGAGGACUCCCAUUUGUUCGUGGACAACGAUUUCUUCGGACCUGAUGAGGCGGACUGUGAUGACGAGUUGAGAAAGCAAUAUCCAGAGUGCUAUGUAUUCGAGUGUUGUGAGGGUAACUUGAGGGACAACCCCCACGGGUGUGAGACUGAUUGGCAUAAAGAGGCAGCGUCGCACGUUAUUGCCAUGAGUGAGCACAUGGCACGCGUGGCACCGGAAGCACACGUGGCGAAGAGGGCCCGUAUACUCUAA